Messenger RNA from Didymodactylos carnosus, 1371 nucleotides. Lineage: Eukaryota; Metazoa; Rotifera; Eurotatoria; Philodinida; Philodinidae. The record is from the annotation of a GenBank genome assembly.
AUGAUCAAAUAGCAUAGAAAAAUAGAACAUUCUUUUCUCUAUCAGACUAUAUAAAAAGAAAGUUUCUUUAACCUUUCUAUAAGGGAUAAAAAUACCACUGCCACUACUUUUGGUAUGCCCUAAGUACGUUUUUAUAAAACUGGUUGUAUCACAUCCGGAAAGGGCAUGUAGCGCCAAAAGAAUUUUCGGAUUUGUAUAUUGAGCAAUUUCCUAAACGAAAAGAAAUAAAGUAGAAAUUCUAUCUUGAUCUGAUCCAGCAACGUAUGAGAUGUGCUUGUUUCAGCCAAACAUCUCAUACACAAAUCAGCAUUUAACCAAUACGCGGCUGUCAUAAAAGCAAACGUACGACGAUAUCACAACGAAAAACACAAUAUAACGAAUGGUGCAGAAUUUUUCGAGGCCAUACACUCGUAUGAAGGAGUGAAAGGAGUACAGGCGUAUGAAUGUAGUCUUAUUAGAAAUCCGGAACCGACAAAAGUUACCUUUCCAAAAAUUACAUUUGUGAAUAAUUACGAGUUUGAACAAGAUGGUAUACGAGUACAUAGAGCAGGGAACGUCGGUGUUGGUAAAUUACUUAAAUGGCCAUUAUUGGAUACACCGAAAGCUAUAGGUCAUCUACAAUGUCAACCAUGUCCCUCUAAGCUACAAUUGUCGUCCAUUACCGGAGUUCCUAAAGAACGCAAAUCUCUGUCCGACCGUUCCUCGAUUACCACAACAACUACAAUCGAACUGGCGGUUCAGGCUAGUAGAAGUAAGCUGUAUGACUGUCCCGAAGAGGGAUGUGUAGCUUCGUUUAUCAGAUACGGAAAUUUAACUCAACAUUUAUGUACAGGAAAACACCGACAUCGAAGAGAACGUAGUUCCAUGAGGGACAUGGGUAUGACUAUGUAUCACUCGAAACUGGAAAAUAUUGAAGUAAGAUCAAUGUUUUCUCUUCAAUUAGAAGAAACUACACCUGGUGAUGAUGAUGAUACAAUUCGUAUUACACCACCUGACAGAGGAUGGGCUUUACCAAAAGAACGAAAAGUGACACAUCUGAAUGAAUCUCAGGUAAAGUAUCUCACUGAGAAGUUCGAUGAGGGUAUACAACAGAGAAUUCGAUGGAAACCAGAGGAAGUAUCAGCUGAAAUGCAACGAAAAAAAGAUUUGAACAAUAGAUUCUAUUCCAUACCGGCCGAGUUUUUAAAAACUGGCCAGGUCCGAUCGUUUUUUUCACGUUUGAAGUCGAUACGUGGAAAGCAAACAGAAACAGUAGUUGCAGACGAAGGGGAGGAGGAAGAUGAUGAAGAAUUUGACGAUAAUAAUCAAGUAGUUGAAGAGAUUGAGCAACGAAAUAAUUUAAGAUAUUCAAUGGGAAUUAGCGGCGAAUAA